AAUAAGUCCAUCUGUGAAAUUUCCUUGCUACUAAAUAUUCCAUGGUCAACUGUUAGUGGUAUUAUAACAAAGUGGAAGCAACUGGGAACAACAGCAACUUAGCCACAAAGUGGUAGGCCACAUAAAACGAGAGCGGGGUCAGCACAUGCUGAAGCGCACAGUGCGCAGAAGUCACCAACUGUCUGCAGAGUCAAUAGCUAAAGACCUCCAAACUUCAUGUGGCCUUCAGAUUAGCCCAACAACAGUGUGAAGAGAGCUUCAUGGAAUGGGUUUCCAUGGCCGAGCAGCUGCAUCCAAGCCUUACAUCACCAAGUGCAAUGCAAAGCUUCGGAUGCAGUGGUGUAAAGCACGCCGCCACUGGACUCUAGAGCAGUGGAGACGUGUUCUAUGGAGUGACGAAUCACGCUUCUCUGUCUGUCAAUCCGAUGGAUGUGUCUGUGUUUGGCAUUUGCCAGGAGAACGGUACUUGCCUGACUGCAUUGUGACAACUGUAAAGUUUCGCAUAGGGGAAUUA
Molecule: messenger RNA, 514 nt
Organism: Staurois parvus
Lineage: Eukaryota; Metazoa; Chordata; Amphibia; Anura; Ranidae
Source: the annotation of a GenBank genome assembly